UGCGGAAAUACAUGGACAUCACAUGUCCCUGAGUCCAUUCUUGUCCAAAGAGCUGCUGGCGUCGGAGUCUGCAGAAGGAUUCCAAAUCAAAGACACUGACUUUGUAGUUUAUUAUUUUUUAAAAAAGAACAAGAGAGUUUAGCUUUGCAUUUGGCUGAAUUGGCAAAGACUGGCUGCCUUUUGGGGUGCAAAUUGCACAGGAAUCCGAUCUGUUUUUUAUUGCCAUCAAUAAUCAUCCCUUCCCUUCUUUCCUUUCUCCCCUCCCCUUCCUCUCUCCCACCCCCUGUCCUUUCUAUCCCCUGCCUCCCUCCCCAUCCUAUCAUCACCACCAUGGAUGUUUUGGCGAAUUACAGUAUUUUCCAGGAAUUACAACUUGUCCACGACACAGGUUAUUUUUCUUCACAGCCUUCUUUGGAGGAGAACUGGCAGCAGACAUGCCUCGAGCUGGAGCGUUACCUUCAGACGGAGCCCAAGAAGCUGGUGGCGGAGCCCUUCCUCGAGGAGCUGGACUGGAUGCUGAGCGCCUCGGCUGGAGCGGGCGUCGAAGGCGGGGAGGCGGCUCGCCCCGGGCCCGGCGGCCACCUCCCUCUCCUGGGCGAGCUGCCUUCCACCCCCACCUCGUCGCCGCCGCCACCGCCGUUGGAGGAGGAGGAGGAGGAGCUGCACCUGCAGCAGGGUCCGGGGCCGUUCGCCUUCCCGAGCGCGGCCGAAGCCCCGGCGUCCGUUAACGCCGCGCGCCUCAAAGCGGUCACGUCACUGACGCCGCCGUCGUCGCCCGAGCUCGGGCGGCACGCGGUGAAGCCCGCGAGCGGCGCGGCGGAGCUCGAGGCCAGCAAGGCCGCUCACCGGAAAGCCGGCCUCGGCCUGCUCAAGGUCAUGAGUGAGAACGGACAGGGAGAGCUCGACGCCUCGGCCGACAACAAGAAGAGGGUCCACCGCUGCCUGUUCAAUGGCUGUCGGAAAGUUUACACCAAGAGUUCGCACUUGAAAGCCCACCAGAGAACGCACACAGGUGAGAAGCCAUACAAGUGCUCAUGGGAAGGUUGUGAAUGGCGUUUUGCACGGAGUGACGAGCUCACCCGACAUUAUCGGAAACACACGGGAGCGAAGCCUUUCAAAUGUAACCACUGUGACAGGUGUUUUUCCCGAUCUGAUCACCUCGCUCUUCACAUGAAGAGACAUGUUUGAGAAGAUACCGAACUCUACACAACACCAUGACAUGACUGUUAGCGGGGAAAUGACCUGUUCCUCAAGAACACAGACAUGUGGUCAACUUGUUGCCAUGUUGCAGUGAGCAUGUGUGCAUACAUGUUUGCGCGCGCGCACACACACUAUAGUUGUAUACACACCCACACACACACUAUAUCUUGGUUAUGCCUUAUCCAGUCUAUCGGUCAGUUAGACACUGCCAAAUGAUUACUGAUUUCAAUCACAUUUGGAUUUCUGUUGUCAUGGAAACCAAAGGGGAUUACAAACUUGAGACCACCUUCCAAGCCUUCACAGUGAGAACAGUUGGUCUACUCGCAAACCAAUUGGCCUUCCAGUCGUGGAUGUCCAGCUCCCGUCGGGGAUCAUCUCCACAUUGUCAGUGUUCUGCUGUUCAGACAAUAGGUGUUUGGGGAAAGACACAUCGAGACUACGUACAAGGAGAAGGAAAUGGUGGUUACAACCCAGUUCUGCAUUUCUGUCAUGUGUAACCUGGUUAUCGUCAGGUGUGGCCAAUGCCAACCCGUCGUGGGCCUUUUCAGCACUUGCAGCCGAGUGGGAUUCCCUUUAAUGCAGCAGAAGCACGCUUGCUCCUCAGUUGAAGAGGACAUCCAGUGUAGCGAAGUUUGAACAAUACAAACAAACGGUUGCUGAUGGCGUCCUGUUCAUUUUCGCUUGUAUACCCAAUACCUGUCCCCACACACUGCACAUUUGGAAGGAUCAAUGGCUGCUGGCACCACUUUGGUCUGAUCCAAAUACAGCCGCAGCUAGGCUUGUGGGAAUGGGCUGAAUCACCCCCUCCCCUUCAAAUGUGCUCCUCCCAAAUCUUUGCGUUGAACUGGUCUGAAAUAGAUGUGAAUUAGCUAAGUUAUAAAUGGUUUGCUUGGACCCUGUCCACCGCAGGCUGACUGC
Messenger RNA from Hemiscyllium ocellatum (epaulette shark), 2118 nucleotides. RefSeq names its product Krueppel-like factor 7. Gene Ontology annotation, molecular function: DNA-binding transcription factor activity, RNA polymerase II-specific; RNA polymerase II cis-regulatory region sequence-specific DNA binding. The record is from RefSeq and is a predicted model, not a curated record. The transcript has 4 exons. Lineage: Eukaryota; Metazoa; Chordata; Chondrichthyes; Orectolobiformes; Hemiscylliidae. Gene Ontology annotation, biological process: regulation of transcription by RNA polymerase II. Bases 331 to 1188 code for a protein of 285 amino acids.